CCACGGAACAGUUGCCCAGCAUCAUCGUCCCCAGGCAUCGCCACCAAUGUGACUGGGAGAGUCGACCUCUCCACCGUCCAAGACGACCAUCGAUCUGCUUCCGGGUUUCACACCUGUCCAGUUCCACCACACCACUCCACCCAGCCUCGGUUGCCUCCUCAACACCCUUCCCCAGCAUAUGCCCGAAUUCGACAUGUCAGAUCAUCCUCCACCUGUGGGGAGCUUGUUGAGCAAUGGAUCAUUCAUCGACUGGCCCGUCCAGGCUCCAGCGAGAGCCUGCGACUCAAAAUCCAGCCGAGGGUGCCACGAAACUUCGUCCCGUGUCCCACACCCUCUCCACCGUGAACCAGUCACGCCGCAUCCAAAGAGGCGGGGGAAAGCGCUAGCUCUCCUCGCUAUAUAACAGGCGAAGGCGAUCGUCGUGCGCAGCAGGCAGGACAACUCCUCCAAGAAGCUGAGAUCCUUUGUACGUCUGCUUCGUUUACAACCGUUGGCACCAGCACCAGCACCAGCACCAUGUCCACACCCACCUCCAACGUACAAGCCCCCGACCAACUCCCCUGGGAUCCGAACUGCGAGAGGUUUCCCUCUCGCAAAGAGCUCCCCGAGAUCCCGGGUGCGCCGAAAGACGCAGCCUGGGUCUGGGGCAAAGAUGACGCGCUGGGACGCUUGAACCUGCUCACUCCUGCCAGAGUGAAAGAGGCAGCGAAGGAAAUCAUAUCCGGAGAAAUGUUCCGGCUCGA
This is a messenger RNA of Aspergillus heteromorphus CBS 117.55, 743 nucleotides long. RefSeq lists its product as uncharacterized. The record is from RefSeq and is a predicted model, not a curated record. Lineage: Eukaryota; Fungi; Ascomycota; Eurotiomycetes; Eurotiales; Aspergillaceae. The annotation marks the transcript as partial. The transcript is spliced from 2 exons.